Molecule: messenger RNA, 1933 nt
Organism: Polyodon spathula (Mississippi paddlefish)
Lineage: Eukaryota; Metazoa; Chordata; Actinopteri; Acipenseriformes; Polyodontidae
Product: cytosolic 5'-nucleotidase 1A-like
Exons: 7
Coding region: 231-1154 (307 amino acids)
Biological process (GO): nucleotide metabolic process; adenosine metabolic process
Cellular component (GO): cytoplasm; cytosol
Molecular function (GO): nucleotide binding; magnesium ion binding; 5'-nucleotidase activity
Source: RefSeq, a predicted model, not a curated record
UAUUGAUGUAUUUAAGGAUGAAGUGGUAAACACACGUUGUGAGAUGCCAACGUGAAGUUGUCAAGGUGACAGCUUAGCUGCAGAAUGCAUCGUGUUAUAUUUGUAUUAAAUGUAAUUUGUAUGUUGACACUGAAUUUCUACAUAUUAUUGUGUGUGCGUAACGAACGCUUGACAAUAAUAUAUUUUAUUGGCUUGACUUCGGCAUUGUUUGCUGGACAAGGCUGGAAAAAAUGGAACAAUGUGGACAUACCGUUCUCAAUACUGGAGUAAAGCAGAAAGACACAAACCGAGCGAUUGUGAUCGCUGUCUCUUGCAGAGCCAUCUUUGACCUGGAGGAGGAGCACAGGCUAUCUGAAACCCAUCAGAUAGCCAAAGAGAAUGAGCCACUGAAGGAGGGCACUGCCUUUAACUUCAUCAAGGCUGCCCAAAUGGUAAAUGAGAAGCUCCUGGAAAAGAAUCCCAAGGAAAAACUGCUGUUUGAUGUGAUUCUGGUUUCAAAUAACAGCCCCCAAAGUGGCUCACAGAUAAUUAACAGUGCAAAACAUUAUGGUCUGGACAUCACCAGAUUUUGUUUUGUGAGUGAGGAAGAUUCCACAAAAUACCUGCACUCUAACAAUGUGAAAUUGUUCUUGUCUGCAGACAAAACGGAUGUUUGCAAUGCCCUGAAGAGAGGUAUUCCUGCUGCCAUGGUGUUCAAACAGGAAGUUGUGGCUCUCAGUGACCAGCUGAGGGUGGUGUUUGACGGGGACGCCAUUCUCUUCUCAGCUGAGACGGAGCGCAUCUUCCGAGAGAAAGGACUCUGUGAGGCGGUGAAUUAUGAGAAGCUUCGGGAGUCUGUCCCCAUCGGAGAGGGACCUCUGAAGGAGUUUGCAAUGCUUCUCGGGGAGAUGAGAAAGAAAUUCUCCCUUGACAACAGUCCUCUCUGUAUCUACCUAAUGACGUCCCGGAGCAACAGGGAUAUGAGCGCCCGGGCUAUCAAGACUCUGCGCGCUUGGGGGCUGGAGGUGAAUGAAGCGUUCUUCUUGGACGGGGCCCCCAAGGAUCCUAUUCUUUCCCAGAUACAACCACACAUCAUCUUCGAUGAUGGGAUGCACCACAUUUGGGGGGCCCAGGGUGUUGGCACACCGGCAGCCUUGGUGCCAUCUUCCUGCUAACAAUCAUCAGGCUUCCUGCAAAGUAUUUUUAUAAACUCAUUACAUCACUUAGGAAUUUUAAGUGUAUGUCACAAAAAAAAGCCAGUGGUGAAAAUUGGCAUGCUGAAAAUAAUAAUAAUAAUAAUGGCUUUGUAGCCCAGGUGGCCACACAGCUGUUUUCUUCCAUUUUAAGUUUUAUAAAAGACAAGCAUGCAUUUUAUAGGGACUAAAACAGCAGUCCAGUGAUUCCUCUUAGUUGAUUACUUUCACUCAGGGACCCAUGACAGAAACCACCAAAAACGACUAUCUGUAUAGACCAAUGUUUACACAAUUGCUUGCAGACAUAUCUCUGUGUUUCUGGGUUGAGCAGCUCUCCUCCUUGCACACUUACAAUGAAGUGUUCUCUCUGAAAUUGCCUUCCCACAAGGUUAAGUUGAAAAAAAAUAAGAAAAUAAUAAACAACAGCAAUGCAUUAUUUUCAACAAUCUUUUUUCUUUUAUAAAUGCAUAUGUUAGGGAAUGUGUAUAUCCUCUAUUAGCCCCAGGUGCGUAUGGAUUGCAUUUAGGGGUACAAGGUGCAAUAUGAAUGUGGGUGAAAAUAGAGAUAUUCACUUGCUUUGCUUUAUCUGUACUUUUAAAUAGUUUUUUCAAACACAUUGUUAUCACAGUUCACUAACUCUGGAUACUGUUACAAAAAAGGAAUCCUGUGUAGCAAUUGUUCAAGGCUCUCCGUGGUCUAUAUUCUUCAGAAUUCACAACCUUGUGUAGACAUUUUGCCUUAAUAAAUGACAUUCAAAAAAA